CCAUCCCCCCCGCAACUAACCCUUCCGAUCCAGAUCUGGGAGUUGCGUCAAAUUUUGCAGCGUCGGUGGCGACUAACUGUGACUUGAAUUUUACUCUAAAAUAAAUGGAAAUGGCGCUGAAAUUGCUCUGAGUCCGAUCUCAACAGUGUCUCUCUCGUCCCAAUACGCGUGAAAAAGCAAAUAUAAAAAUAUCCCUCUCCCCCUCCUCUCUUUCCCCAUCUCCUUAUCAUUCAUGGUCUCCCACCACCACUAAUCCUCCACUGUUCAUCCCACUUGCUGCUCCGAGUUUCACUCUCAUUCUUAGCUGGUCGAUUUCCUUUCGGCCUAAUAUAAAAAAAGCUCGUUACUUUGCCAUCUGGGUACCCAGUUCCUUUCCCCCCCUGGCCUGCUCCAUUUGCUAUUUCAGGCGGCAACUGACAGCAGCAGCGAAAAGGGCUACUGGGUUUACUUGGGUUUCUUCCGAUUUCUCCUCGCUCCUUUUAGUCAGAUCCAAGUCCUCCAGAUGUCGUGUUAGUUGACACAAGGGUAAGUUUCUUCUCUUCCGAUUUCUUUACUGGUGGAUUUUCGCUUCCGUUUGUUCGAGUGAAGUAAAUUAGUAUUAGUGGAGGGGUUUCUAUUUCUGGGUCUUGCUCGAUUAAUUCUAGAUUGGACUGUUUUCUUCUUGUUUCUCUUGCUAUCGUUGGUUGAUGCACAGUCGUAAUUGUGUCAAUGGCGGAGAAUUGUUUCUUUUUGGUACAAACUUUGACUUGGUUUUUAAGUGCCGGCAGUAUUUUUGUGCUUAAUUGUUGAUGUGCGUUGUUGGUCAUUAUGAUUUGUAGAUGGUAUGUCAACGGAUCUGCUGGAUCUCCACUUUGAUUCUAACGAAGUGGUGCAGGAAAAGAUAGUGUAGUGACGUGGACCUCUUUAGAGUUCUUGCUGUUGUCCUUUUGUGUCUGUUUGAUUGAUUGGCCGAUUCAUUUGUGAGAUCAUGAGAUUCAAUGAGAGGAGAAAGGGAGAUGUUUACAAGUACCCACUUGUCAUUAGAUCCACCACUACCACCACCUAGAGAUGCAAUCUAAGAUUUAGUUUGAAUCUUGGGUAGGGGACGUGUAGCAACUAACAUUCCCCUAAUAAUCUCUUCAAGAGGAAGAUCACAUCACUGUGACAUUGAGCUUACUUCUUUUCUUGAUUUGCAUUUUCAGGGUGUUUAAGCCACUGUAAACUUCUUUACUUGAGGACGAAAUGGCAAUGGGGAAGUACUCACGGGUCGAUGGCAGGAAGUCAUCGAACUAUUGUUCAACGAUCAGUAUGGUUGCUUUUGUUGCAUUGUGUCUAGUUGGAGUUUGGAUGUUCAUGUCAUCAUCUGUCGUCCCUGGACAGAGUUCAGUUGUGCCGGCAUCCCAAGAGUCUGCCACCAGUCAGGGCAAACAAAGUACUGUUGAGAACACCAAGGGAUUUGAAGAUAGUUCUGGUGAUAUGCCAGAAGGUUCAAGUAAAGAAGGCGAGAGCACUGAAAAUCCUAAUACUGGCAACCAAUCGGAUCUCCAGGAUGAUGACAAGGUGACCGAAACUCAGACGGAGACCGAUUCUAACCCAGCUGGUGAAGAAAAUCAAGUUGAGAAGUCUCAAGAGGAUGGUGAUGGGAAAAAAGAGGAUGAAAAUUCAGGAGAGGCAGGAUCAAAUACAGAUUCUGAGGAGAAAGAAAAUGCAAGUGGGGAAAAGAGUGAGUCCGAUGAGGGGGAGAAGACCACCACAGAUUCAAGUGAAAAUAAGAAUGAUAGUGAGACAGAGGGUGGUUCAGGUGAAAAAUCAGAGUCAGAUGAGGGGGAGAAGUCCACAGAGGAAGGUGAGAAUAAGGACGUUAGUGAGACAGAGGGAAAUUCUAGUGAGAGUAAUGAGGGAAGUCAGGGUAAAGAUAAGGCAGUUGAGGUUUUCCCUGCGGGUGCGCAGUCAGAGCUUCUUAACGAGACUAGUACACAGAAUGGAGCUUGGUCUACUCAAGCUGCAGAAUCACAGAAGGAGAAAAGCUCGCAGAGUCCUUCAGAUGUCAAACAAGAUGGCCAAGCCUGGAAAGUAUGCAAUACCACUGCUGGGCCGGACUAUAUCCCUUGCCUUGACAACUGGAAAGCUAUCAGAAAGCUAUCUAGUACUAAGCAUUAUGAACAUAGGGAGAGGCAUUGCCCUGAUGAAGCACCUACCUGCCUUGUUCCUGUGCCGGAAGGGUAUAAGCAGUCAAUUAAGUGGCCUAAGAGCAGGGAUAAGAUCUGGUAUUACAAUGUCCCCCAUACCAAGCUUGCAGAGGUUAAAGGACAUCAAAAUUGGGUCAAAGUUAGUGGUGAAUAUCUUACCUUCCCAGGUGGAGGAACUCAGUUUAAGCAUGGUGCUCUUCAUUACAUCGAUUUCAUUCAAGAAUCUCUUCCUGAUAUUGCUUGGGGAAAAAGGACCCGCGUGAUAUUGGAUGUUGGAUGUGGUGUGGCAAGCUUUGGUGGUUAUUUAUUUGAGCGAGAUGUUCUUGCUAUGUCUUUUGCUCCCAAAGAUGAGCAUGAGGCACAAGUUCAAUUUGCUCUAGAGAGGGGAAUUCCUGCCACAUUAGCAGUUAUGGGUACCAAGAGGCUACCUUUCCCGGGAUAUGUUUUCGAUGUCGUGCACUGUGCACGUUGCAGGGUUCCUUGGCAUAUUGAAGGCGGUAAACUUCUUUUGGAACUCAACAGGGUGCUGCGACCUGGUGGCUACUUUGUGUGGUCUGCAACUCCAGUUUACCAAAAGCUGGAAGAAGAUGUUGGAAUUUGGGAAGAAAUGACUAAGUUGACAAAGGCCAUGUGCUGGGAACUGGUGGUUAUCAAGAAGGAUACACUGAACGGUGUUGGUGCUGCAAUAUACAGAAAGCCGAUGUCUAAUGAGUGCUAUAACCAGCGAACCAAGAAUGAGCCACCAUUGUGCAAAGAAUCUGAUGAUCCAAAUGCAGCUUGGAACGUGCCCCUCGAGGCAUGCAUGCACAAAGUCCCCGGAGAUGAAUCUCUACGAGGAUCUAACUGGCCAGAGCAAUGGCCAAAGAGAUUGGAGAAUCCACCAUACUGGUUGAAAUCCCAGGUCGGAGUUUAUGGCAAACCAGGUCAGGAAGAUUUUGCUGCUGACUAUAAGCACUGGAAGAAUGUCGUCUCGCAGUCAUACCUCAACGGAAUGGGCAUCAACUGGUCUUCUGUAAGAAAUGUCAUGGACAUGAGAGCGGUUUAUGGAGGGUUUGCGGCUGCACUGAAGGACUUGCAAGUGUGGGUUAUGAAUGUGGUUCCCAUCGAUUCUCCAGACACGCUUCCCAUUAUAUACGAGCGUGGUUUGUUCGGAAUGUACCAUGAUUGGUGCCAGUCGUUCAACACCUACCCCAGAACUUUUGAUGUUCUGCACGCAGAUCAUCUCCUAUCGGUUGUCAAGAAGAGGUGUAGCCUGGUGGGACUGGUGGUGGAAGUUGACAGGAUCUUGAGGCCAGGAGGCAAGCUUAUCGUAAGGGACAAUGUCGAGACCAUAACCGAGGUCGAGAGCUUGGCAAAAUCGAUGAACUGGGACAUCCGAAUGAUUUACUCGAAGGAGGGUGAGGGGUUGCUGUGUGUUCAGAAGACAAUGUGGCGUCCUAAGGAGGCUGAGUUGAUAACCUCGGCCAUCAUGUAGGCAUGAAGAUUAGAUUCAGAGCAGAGCAGAUCAGAUCAGAGGCAGAGCUAUUCAUCUGCACGCAGAGGAAUCAUCUGUGGCUGCCAGAAUGUAGCUUGGCAUUAUUUUGAGGUUGGAAGUAGGAUAUGGUUUUGAUAUCUGCAGCAAGGCGUAUGGGAAGAUGUUUUUUCUUAUCACUGUUAUUAUCAUCAUUUGUUAUUUUUUACUGUUAUUACUUACUGUGACGAUUUAUAGCUAUUACACGUUGAGGGAAUUGUAAAAUUUAAUUUGUAAUCUUCAAUUCUUCUUGUUGGCUUAACCGUAUGAUCUCCUACGUUUUUCAGUGAGUCGAUGUAUGUUUACAUUUAUAGUGGGGAUAAGCUGUUUUGUGCCGAGGAUAAUGACCUUUAGUAAGAUCAAAAUGUGGUACUCUAUUCAAAAUUUAAACACUGUAUUGGAGUUUCUAAAUGUCAAUUAGUUUUAUUAAUUGCGUUAAGUCCUAAAACAUUUGUUUACCAAUUUCCAUUAAUAAGAGGCUCAAUUCAAGUAUAGUAAUGAUAAUGGGGAAGGUAUGUCAAUAUCCAUCUCAUCAUAUUGCAGGCUUUGGAAAUUUAUCAUGGGACUCGGAUCCAUGCAAGUCAAUUCAUAUGGAUAUUUAUAUGUAAUUUAAAUAGAAAAUAUUAAAAUAUAUUUCAUUAAUCCAUUCUAGAAAACAUAGAUCUUUACUACACGAGAAGCAGUUGGUGUCCCGUUGGUACAAGGUUGCUGGGGGCGAAGUCUCGUUGGCAUCGAAUUAAUUGCAGGUGAACCCCAGGUUUAGUAGGCUGUAUUACGUAACCUUUUCAUAUUAGUAAGACUAUGUAUAGUUUAUGGAGAGAUAAUUGUUUUUUUAUGUAUCAAUACACAAAUUUAUAGAGGUAUAUUAAUCCCAAAUAUUUUGUGAAUUGUUUGAUUUAAACUAUAUUUAGGGUCUUAUCGUUGCAAAGCGUAGGCCAGAAAACUAGUUACUUUUAAAAUGUGUACUUGUGGCUUCUGAAUACUUACAACAAUCUGCAUAUUUAUGACUUCUGAAUAUUUACCAAUAAUCUCAAAUGCUUACUAAUAAUAGGUAAUGUGCAAUGAUAUUGUAAUACUUACUAAGCUCGAGACUGAAACCAUGCAUGGUGAUUAGAGAGGAGGGUCAAAAGACUUACCAAUUACUUCAUUCACAAAAUAUUUAUAAGUUUUAUUUGUAUUUCUAACUAAGGUUCAAGAAGGCAUUAGGAGUAAGACAGAUAUUGUGUCCUUGCCUAUUUCCUAACUCGGCGUCGCUUAUGGGCGCUUAGGCGUUAGAAGCAAAAAUAGCAGUUGCAGACUUGCAGUCAAACGAUAAUUGAAAUAUAUGUUUUUAUAACACUUCUACUUCAGUUAAGAUGUUUAAUUACUUACUUAAUACCUAACAUUAAGGAAAAAAAAAAUAUCUUACGAGUUCAUAGAACCAUAACUCAAUAGCUAACAAUUUUAUUGAACUAUUGAAAAGAUUUAUAAAAAAGAAUAUUGAGUUUGUAAAUGAUUUUAAUUACUGACUACCUAGUUCUGCCUAAUUAUGACCGCUUGAAACUCCUCAAGUCUCAGGGAAGCAUUGGGUUGUUUUUUUACUUGCAAAGUACAAAAUGGAAAAGGGGAAGAGAGUGGGGACGGGGAGACAUAUAUACUACCCGGCAUUCUCAACUUUCUGCUGUAUUUUUUUUUUUAAAUUCUAAAGGCAACCUAACUACUACUUGAAGUCAAAGCUUUAUUUUGAUAUAUCCAAGAAGUUAAUUUGUUACCCUUAACUAGGGCUGCAAAUGAGCCAAGCCGCUCGCGAGCAAUUCGGCGUUGGAAUCGGAAAAAACUCGUUCGACACUC
Messenger RNA from Linum trigynum, 5508 nucleotides. The record is from the annotation of a GenBank genome assembly. Lineage: Eukaryota; Viridiplantae; Streptophyta; Magnoliopsida; Malpighiales; Linaceae.